Molecule: messenger RNA, 411 nt
Organism: Rotaria socialis
Lineage: Eukaryota; Metazoa; Rotifera; Eurotatoria; Philodinida; Philodinidae
Source: the annotation of a GenBank genome assembly
AUGACUGACUUUUGUUUAUUGAAGAAAGAAUACGUUGAAUGCUUCGAAAAAGUUUUUCAAGAUCAAUAUGACAUUGUUUAUCGUCUUGAAAAUGUUAAAUUUUUCGCUCAUUUACUCGUCACUGAUGCUAUUUCAUGGGAUAUUCUUUGUUGUCUUGUAUUAACUAACGAAGACACCACGUCGUCGUCUCGUGUUUACAUGAAGAAUUUAUUUUUAGAAUCAGCUGAAUCCAUUGGUAUAACUCAACGUAAUAACCGUUUAACGGAUAGAACAUUAGUGGAGUACUUUGAUGGUUUAUUUCCUCGCAACGAUCCAAAAAAGACUCGAUUUUCAAGAAACUCCUUCACAUCGAUUGGUCGUGGUGGUUUAACAGAUGAUCUUCGAGAAUUCAUCACAACAGAUUCUUGCUAG